AUGACUUCUGAUAAUGCCACGAAAAGAGGAGACGAACUUAAGAUUGUGGUCGUGGGAGAUGGAGGCUGUGGGAAGACAUCUCUUCUGUUGGUUUUUGCUAAAGGAGAUUUUCCUGAGAAAUAUGCACCGUCAGUGUUCGAAAAAUAUGUCACCACGAUCUCUCUCAGAGGAAAAGAGAUAAAGCUCAACCUGUAUGACACCGCUGGACAGGAAGACUAUGACAGACUACGGCCUCUUUCAUACCAAGAAGCCGAUCUGAUUUUAGUCUGCUUUGACGUGACCAACCCCACCAGCCACGAGAAUGUCCUGAUAAAGUGGCACCCUGAGGUGAAGCACUUCUGUCGGGACACGCCGGUCAUCCUUAUUGGCUGCAAGACUGACCUCAGGAAGGAUGAAGAGUGUGCCAGGAAGCUCAAGGCGAUGGACCAGGCAGCCAUCACUUACACACAGGGGGAGGAGACCCGGCAGCAGAUGAAUGCAGUGCUCUACCUCGAGUGUUCGGCUAAGUAUCAGGAGAACGUGGAAGAUGUGUUCAGGGAGGCAACCAAAAGAACUUUGGCUUUUAAUCGAAAGCAAAAGAACAAGAGGAAGAAGAUAUGUGUCGUUUUGUGAAGUCGUGAAAAAACGAUCUAGAGGACUCGACUGGCUUUUCCCCCCCUUUUGAAAACCAUUCCUUCACAUUGUGAGUGGUUAGACAUUCAGAGGCCAGGCGUCCUCGUGUGGAGACCGCUGUAUGAGCACUGGUUCAGACAGCACUGACCUGUCCCGUAGGUUUGGGCCUCACUGAGUCCUCAGCCUUUACUGUUACAAGACAAUAACUAAUGACUAAACAGGAAAGACAGUUUUGCAAGAAGCAGCAGGUUUGUAUGCAACUUGAAAAUCCUUCCGUCAAUGUAUUUUUAUGGAGACAUGUUUAGUUCUUAAAUUUUUUGAUAGAAAGCUUUGUACCAUUUCCAAACUUGUAUUUUAUGGAAAUGUACAUGAUGUUGAAGUUAGUUAUUCGUCAACUGCAUUUCAUUUUUUUUUUACAAAAAUGUAAUUCUCAUGUAAAUUAAAAUGUCUGAAUCUGGUAUAAAAACUGCACGUAGAUAACAUAAUAGUUGUAUCUACUAUACAUGUACUGUAGCUUUAACAGUUGUGAGAAAGAAAACCUUGAACACCCAACAGGAUUAGUUCAUUUCCAGUAAAAAAAGAAAAAUUGUGUUUGGUAGCUGCGUCAUCCUGAAGCUCUUUUCUUCAGCAGCAGCGCCCCCUAGUGCAAGGAAAGCGAAAUGUGUGCAAUGGCUGAACCAUGGAGGCAUUUCCCACACAAUAACCACAGAAAUGGCAACACAUUUAAUUAGGUGUUUAAUUAUUAAUUAUUUUUUUUACAACAAUGUACACAGAUUGAGAAACCGUCUCUUGUUACUGACCCACUCAGGCAUCAUUCACAGCCUUAGACAUGAACACAUUGCUCAUCAGAUACAUCGUACAAAUGAGGAAAUCAAGUUGUUUUGUGCGUUCUGGCAGCUUUUGCAUUACAUGUAACAUUUUGGUCUGUAACCUUCCCCUAAAUAAAAGUGGUACAUAAAA
Pseudoliparis swirei is the source of this 1572-nucleotide messenger RNA. RefSeq names its product ras homolog family member F (gene rhof). Gene Ontology annotation, molecular function: GTP binding; GTPase activity. NCBI's taxonomy places the organism in Eukaryota, Metazoa, Chordata, Actinopteri, Perciformes, Liparidae. The transcript is spliced from 5 exons. Gene Ontology annotation, biological process: small GTPase-mediated signal transduction; cell migration. The record is from RefSeq and is a predicted model, not a curated record. The coding region runs from base 1 to 612 and encodes 203 amino acids.